Messenger RNA from Postia placenta MAD-698-R-SB12, 1188 nucleotides. RefSeq lists its product as hypothetical. The record is from RefSeq and is a predicted model, not a curated record. Gene Ontology annotation, biological process: proteolysis. Lineage: Eukaryota; Fungi; Basidiomycota; Agaricomycetes; Polyporales; Adustoporiaceae. Gene Ontology annotation, molecular function: metalloexopeptidase activity. The transcript is spliced from 16 exons. The coding region runs from base 1 to 1188 and encodes 395 amino acids.
AUGAAACUCGCUACUUGUCUCCUCCCGCUCGUUUACAUAGCAGUCGCGGCCUGCUUUCAGAAUGAACAAGUCCUUCUGGACAACUCGCUGCAAACGUACCCGGGCUUCGAUUUAGAUCUGAACGAACUCCGAUGGGUCCAGCUAGAGGGAGAAGCCGCUCCUGUGCUGAUGUCCGAGCUCGAGAAGAUCGAGCUGAAAGCACAAGGAUUCAAGUUCUUCGACGUAUCCGAGACACCCGACCUGGGUUCUUAUUCUCACCUCAAGGCCGCGAACAAGCCCUCCUAUCCCACCCCUAACAAGACGGAACUGGUCGAGCCAAUUCUGAAGACCCUUGAGAUUGACAAUCUCGUCAAGGGCUUGACUGCCUUCACCAGUUUCCGGACCAGAUAUUAUCGUAGUGAUACCGGCAAACAAAGCCAAGAAUGGCUGCUCACCACUAUCAACGAGGCAAAUACAGACAUAGCAAUCACGACGAAAUACGCCUCGGACUCUCUUAGAGAACUUAUAACGGUCAAGGAAUUCCCUCACACUUGGAUUCAGAGCUCAGUGGUCGCGAGAAUCAAUGGCUCAACUCCAACUGAGGAUGGAGUAGUUGUCAUUGGGGCCCACCAAGACAGCACCAAUAUGUGGCCGUUCUUGCCUGCUCCCGGCGCUGAUGAUGAUGGUUCUGGCUCUAUGAGUAUUCUGGAAGCUUACCGGGCGCUGCUCGCAGCUGACUUCCGACCCGAACGUGCCGUUGAAUUUCACUGGUACUCCGCCGAGGAGGGUGGCUUGCUUGGCUCCCAGGCGAUAGCACAAGAUUACGAGCGUCGUGGCGUGAACGUUAUCGCCAUGAGCCAGUAUGACAUGACGGCAUGGGUCAAACGGGGUACUCGCGAGGAAGUUGGGGUCAUCGUUGACUACACGGACUCAACUUUAACGGAGCUUAACAAGCAGCUUGUCGAUAUGUACCUUGACAUUCCGUUUGUCGAGACUAAAUGUGGCUACGCCUGCAGUGACCACGCUUCAUGGGCUAAGGCCGGAUAUCCUUCCGUGUUCACGAUCGAGAGCACCUUCGAGAAUUCGAACAAGAACAUACACAGUGCAAACGAUCGGAUGGACGUGUCUGACGAAUUCAGCUUCUCCCAUAUGCUGGAGUUCUCCAAGCUUGCCGUCGCGUUUGCGGUUGAGUUGGGAGGAUGGGCGUGA